UGCGCCGCCAUUAAGAGCGAGCCCUCAGAACUGUCCUCUCUAAGGCGUCACACUCCUGGCCAAGAUGGCCGUCUCGGCUCUAGCACCUCCCCCACUCCUGCCACUCCCAACAUGGCGACCCUGACUCGCUGUUCCUGGUGCGGGACGAACUACCGGUAGUGACGCCUCCCAGAUAUUUCCGCUUUCUCUUUGCAGCUGGAACCGUGCCUGCGGAACAAGACGGGUGCGGUGGCUACUGACCUUUGCCCCGGCCUCGUCGUGGGGAUACAGCGCAUCUCCUCGCCGUCGGCUUCCUCCUACAGAACCCGUUUCGGGCCUGAGAGCCUCUGGUGAAAUGCUGCUGCCGCUGCUUCUGCUGCUACCCUUGUGCUGGGCGGUGGAGGUCAAGAGGCCCCGGGGCGUCUCCCUCACCAAUCAUCACUUCUACGAUGAGUCCAAGCCUUUCACCUGCCUGGACGGUUCAGCUACUAUCCCAUUCGAUCAGGUCAACGAUGACUAUUGCGACUGCAAGGAUGGCUCUGAUGAGCCAGGCACGGCUGCCUGUCCUAACGGCAGCUUCCACUGCACCAACACUGGCUAUAAGCCCCUAUAUAUCCCCUCCAACCGCGUCAACGAUGGCGUUUGUGACUGCUGCGAUGGAACAGACGAAUAUAACAGCGGCGUCGUCUGUGAAAACACCUGCAAAGAGAAGGGCCGUAAGGAGAGAGAGUCACUGCAGCAGAUGGCUGAGGUCACCCGAGAAGGGUUCCGCCUGAAGAAGGUCCUUAUUGAGGACUGGAAGAAGGCUCGGGAGGAGAAGCAGAAAAAGCUCAUUGAGCUCCAGGCUGGGAAGAAGUCUCUGGAAGACCAGGUGGAGAUGCUGCGGACAGUGAAGGAGGAAGCUGAGAAGCCAGAGAAAGAGGCCAAAGAGCAGCACCAGAAGCUGUGGGAAGAGCAGCUGGCUGCCACCAGAGCCCAGCGGGAGCAGGAGCUGGCGGCCGACGCCUUCAAGGAGCUGGAUGACGACAUGGAUGGGAUGGUCUCACUGACCGAGCUGCAGACUCACCCGGAGCUGGACACAGAUGGGGACGGGGUGUUGUCAGAAGCGGAAGCUCAGGCCCUCCUCAGUGGGGACACUCAGACAGACGCUACCUCUUUCUACGACCGAGUCUGGGCCGCCGUCAGGGACAAGUACCGGUCUGAGGCACUACCCACUGACCUUCCAGCACCUUCUGCCCCCGACUUGACGGAGCCCAAGGAGGAGCAGCCGCCAGUGCCCUCGCCGCCCACAGAGGAGGAGGAGGAGGAGGACGAGGAGGCUGAGGAGGAGGAGGAGGAGGAGGAGGAGGAGGGUUCCGAGGUGCAGGGGGAACAGCCUAAGGAGGCCCCCCCGCCACUGGCCCCACCACAGCCGGCCAGCCCCGCAGAGGAAGACAAAAUGCCGCCGUAUGAUGAGCAGACUCAGGCCUUCAUCGACGCUGCCCAGGAGGCCCGAAACAAGUUCGAGGAGGCCGAGCGAUCCCUGAAGGACAUGGAGGAGUCCAUCAGGAACCUGGAGCAGGAGAUUUCCUUUGACUUUGGCCCUGAUGGGGAGUUUGCCUACCUGUACAGCCAGUGCUACGAGCUCACCACCAACGAAUACGUCUACCGCCUCUGCCCCUUCAAGCUUGUCUCGCAGAAACCCAAACUCGGGGGCUCUCCCACCAGCCUCGGUACCUGGGGCUCGUGGGCUGGCCCCGACCACGACAAGUUCAGUGCCAUGAAGUACGAGCAAGGCACGGGCUGCUGGCAGGGCCCCAACCGCUCUACCACCGUGCGCCUCCUGUGUGGGAAGGAGACCAUGGUGACCAGCACCACCGAGCCCAGCCGCUGCGAGUACCUCAUGGAGCUGAUGACGCCGGCCGCCUGCCCUGAGCCCCCGCCUGAAGCACCCACAGAGGGCGACCAUGACGAGCUCUAGCUGGCUAGGCACAGAGAACCUCAAGACUGUUGUGAAACCAGCCCCUGCAGUGCUGUCCACCCACCCCUCCCGGGCCUGCCUGUGGCUCUGUCGCCCUCCUCUGUGGGUAACAGGACCUAUAUGGGGCUUCCUGCCCUGCUCUGAGGCCCAGGCGGAGCUGGUCCGUAUUCCUAGGCCCCAGCGGCCUCCCAAGAUGGGAUAAAGGAGCUUGCCCUCCCUGGGCCCCCCACCACCCCCAGCCCUACCCCUGCCUCCCCUCCUGUUGGGGACCAGUGAAUGACUUGACCUGUGACCUCAAUACAAUAAAUGUGAUCCCCCACCCAAA
This is a messenger RNA of Saimiri boliviensis boliviensis (Bolivian squirrel monkey), 2264 nucleotides long. It is a transcript of the gene PRKCSH, whose product is annotated as PRKCSH beta subunit of glucosidase II. NCBI's taxonomy places the organism in Eukaryota, Metazoa, Chordata, Mammalia, Primates, Cebidae. Gene Ontology annotation, cellular component: glucosidase II complex. The record is from RefSeq and is a predicted model, not a curated record. Gene Ontology annotation, biological process: liver development; N-glycan processing. Gene Ontology annotation, molecular function: calcium ion binding; protein binding.